CAGCAGUUUAAGCUCCUCCCACUCCUGGUGUCGGCAUAUGCUCUGUCCUCCACUGGGGUUGCCAUGAUGAUGAUGUUUGUCCAGGUCAGAGGUCAGAUCGAGGAAGGAAACCUAGAUUCGUUGCCUGAUCUCCAUGCUACCAGUGCAGGCCUCAAGGCCAUUUCUGCCGAAAUCUCCAACAACGGAAUUGAGGUGUGUCGGAUGGCAUGUGGUGGUCAUGGUUACUCGCAGGCCAGCGGUUUACCUCAUCUCUAUGUCAACUAUGUUCCAGCCAAUACCUAUGAGGGAGAGAACACUGUUCUAUUCCUUCAGACUGCAAGAUACCUGAACAAGCUGUACUCCAGUGGUCAGCCAAUGUCAGCCCUCCCUACCAACGUCUGUUACCUAGCAACAGACUACCCAGGCCACGCCUCCUGCGGAGUGCGGUCGGUGGACCAACUAUCAGACCCUCAUCUUCAGUUGGAGGCGUUCCGUCAGCGAGCCCGGAGGAUGGUGGGCGUGGCUAGCUCCGCCUACCAACGGGCUCUGGGGCGUGGCCUCACACAGCCUCAGGCGUGGAACUCCACCACAGUGGAUUGGACUGUGGCCGCCAAGGCUCACUGUUACUACGUUGUCCUGAAGUCGUUCAAUGAUGCAAUCGAGGCAAAGGGGCUGUCCCCAGCCAACGAUGUCAUAAUGAGAAAGCUGUGUUCGCUGUAUGCCAUGUACUGGAUGGUGCAGAGCAGUGGAGAGUUUAUGACUGAUGGCUAUAUGACUCCCUACCAUAUUUCGCUGGCCCGCUCUCUCCUCUACUCCCUGUUAGCGGAGGUCAGGAAAGAGGCAGUUCCGCUAGUUGACGCCUUCGACGUCCCAGACGAGAUACUGAACUCCGCCCUCGGUCGCUAUGACGGCGAUGUGUACACUCACCUCUACCAGUGGGCCCAGAGAGCUCCUCGCAACAAGAAGAAGGUCCAUGAUGUGUACCACAAGUACUUCAAGAAACUGCUAAAGCCUAAAUUAUGAAAAUCCUUUGUAUUGGCCACGCCUCAAACAUAACAAAAGCAUGAAUAAUACUACCUACGCAGCAAGCUAAUUCGGAAGUGUCAUGAAUAACAACACGGUGCGGGGACGUGCGGUUGUGAGUACACAAGAGAGGAGUCGAUGGCUCGCACCGUUUAUACAGCCCCAGUUACAGCCCUAAGUAUAUACCAAUUAUGU
Messenger RNA from Geodia barretti, 1197 nucleotides. NCBI's taxonomy places the organism in Eukaryota, Metazoa, Porifera, Demospongiae, Tetractinellida, Geodiidae. The record is from the annotation of a GenBank genome assembly.